Girardinichthys multiradiatus is the source of this 1725-nucleotide messenger RNA. RefSeq names its product alanine aminotransferase 1-like. Lineage: Eukaryota; Metazoa; Chordata; Actinopteri; Cyprinodontiformes; Goodeidae. Bases 1 to 1518 code for a protein of 505 amino acids. The record is from RefSeq and is a predicted model, not a curated record. Gene Ontology annotation, biological process: biosynthetic process. Gene Ontology annotation, molecular function: pyridoxal phosphate binding; L-alanine:2-oxoglutarate transaminase activity. The transcript is spliced from 11 exons.
AUGCAAAAGGUGAUGACUUCCCUGCAAGAUGUGAACCCCAGAGUGAGAGGGAUCAGAGUCUCAUCUCAAAGUGCGCUGCAGAGUCUGGCUGAGAAAACCACCAGAGAAAUCACGCAGGGGGUGCCAAAACCCUUCAAGAAGGUGAUUGACGUCAGUUCAGGUGAUCCCCAGAGAGCAGGAAUGAAACCCAACUCAUUUGUUCGCCAGGUCCUGGCUGUGUGCUUGUGCCCUAAACUGCUGAGAGAAGAAGGUCUUCCUCUGGACGUCAGGCUAAGAGCUCAGAGGCUCCUCGAGGCUUGUGAUGGUGAAAGCGUGGGUUCCUACACUGCCUCCUCUGGGCUGCCUCACAUCAGACAAACCAUCGCUGAGUUCAUCAUGAAACGAGAUGAAGGUGUUCCUGCCUAUGCCGAGAACAUUUUUAUCUCCUCUGGUGCUCAGAGAGCACUGAUGGUGAUUGUAAAGCUGCUGUCCGAAGGGGAGGGGCAGCCCCAGACCGGCUUGUUGAUCCCUCAGCCCUGCCCACACACGCUGCUCCCUCUGCUGGACGAGGCAGGGGUGAUGGCGGCGCCCUACCGGCUGGUGGAGGAGAAAAGCUGGGCUGUUGAUCUGAGUGAGUUGCACCGAGCUUCAACAACCUCUAGAGGGCACUGUACGUUAAGAGCAAUUUACAUCAGCAACCCAGGAAACCCCACAGGACAUCUGCAGGACAGGAAGUCAAUAGAGGAAGUGAUUGAAUUUGCAGCAGCUGAGAGACUCCUGCUGCUGGUUGAUGAGGUUUACCAGGACAGUGUUUAUGCACCAAACAGAGAGUUUAUUUCAUACAAGAAGGUUCUGUUUGAGAUGGACAAUCAUCUGAGAGAAACGGUCGAGAUGGUGUCCUUCAACUCUCUAUCCUGCGCUUGUGUGGCAGAGUGUGGCCUCAGAGCGGGAUACAUGGAGGUGAUCAACAUGGACUCGGGGGUGAUGCAUUUCGUAGAUACCAUGCUCUGCACUGACAUCAACGCUCCAGUCACAGGACAGCUUGCACUGGAUCUUAUGCUCAGCCCACCCAAACCAGGGGAUCCUUCAUAUAACACAUUUGCUGAGGAGACUCUCCUGACUCGAGCCACUCUGGCCCAAAAUGCUCAGCAGACUCUAAAGCUGCUGAAUGAUCUACCAGGAAUGAGCUGCUGGCCGGCGAUGGGAGGAAUCUACCUUUACCCACGACUGAAUCUACCAGCUGAGAUCAGGGAGCAAGCCAAUAUGCUGGGGUUGGAAGCAGAUGUGCUGUACUGCCAGAUGUUACUACAGGAGGAAGGUUUGAUCUUGGGUGCAGGCCAACAUGGUGGAACAACUGGCAGCCAUCAUCUCAGAUUAUGUGUUCUGGUUCCUCCUGACACCCUGGAGGAGGUUCUCUCCCGCAUUUCUUCCUUCCACCUUCGCCUCACUGACAGAGAACAUAAUGGAAGUUACAGAAAGACAAAGUCGAGAAGCAAUAUGCUGUCAUCAGCCGAGGAAAUAGGCCAAAGCUACAUUUGACAGCUGUCCAAUGUUAAUUUCUACUUUAUGUAUUUCAACAUAUUGUCAUUAAAAUCAUACAUUUCUUUGUUUAGCAACAUGCUAGUGUUUAAAUCUGAAAGCACCCAGAGUUGUGGUUCUGGUGGGACUGCUUUUGCAACAAUAGACCAAAUAAAAAAAUAAAACUUUGAUGGAGAUAAAUAAGAGAAGCACCAUACAAUCAGUGUC